Rotaria sordida is the source of this 720-nucleotide messenger RNA. NCBI's taxonomy places the organism in Eukaryota, Metazoa, Rotifera, Eurotatoria, Philodinida, Philodinidae. The record is from the annotation of a GenBank genome assembly.
AUGCGUUUAACAUUAGUUGAUACUGGUGAUCCAAUUGAAGAUUCAAACUUUGAAGAAGAAAUGGCUGAAGCACAAUUUUUAUGUUUUUAUACAUUUAUUGAAUGGAUGAAAGAAGUACUUGAUAUUAAUUCAGUUGAUAUCGAAGAAGAAGAUGAUGAUUCAAAAAAUUCAUCAGUUAUCUAUUGGAUUAAAGAUAAAUUACAUCUUUCGUCUAAUUUAGAUAAUAUUAAUGAAGAAUUUAGUAAACAUCAAAAAAUAAAUUAUCGAACAGAUACGAAAUACAAUUACUAUGAUCAUGUAUUUGAAUCAGAAAUAAAUCGUGAAAUACAAUUAACCGAAGAAAAUUAUAAAAAAAUGUUAUGUAAAGAUGUUCUUAAAUAUGAAUUUUUUGAAUUACAAACAGCACUACAAGUUAUUUUAUUAGUAUCUAUUUGUCCACAUAUUUGUGAUUAUGUUUGUCAAUUUCUUCAUCCUAGUACAACAAUUAUGAACGCUAAAUGGCCAACAGCUGAAAACAGUAAUGAUAUAACAUCAUUAGAUCAAUAUUUAUCAUUUGAUGAAUAUGAAAUUUUACAAUUAAAUCAAAAUUAUCUUCGACGUACACUUAAUGUCGAACAACUUGAUAUUCGUUUAACUGAUGAUAAUAACACGGAUACAACAAUGUUAAAUUAUUUAGAAGAUAUCGUACCUGAUAAACCAUUUGUACACCUUCGUCAUUAA